Molecule: messenger RNA, 443 nt
Organism: Rhea pennata
Lineage: Eukaryota; Metazoa; Chordata; Aves; Rheiformes; Rheidae
Gene: NEDD8
Product: NEDD8 ubiquitin like modifier
Exons: 4
Coding region: 82-324 (80 amino acids)
Biological process (GO): modification-dependent protein catabolic process; protein neddylation; regulation of proteolysis
Cellular component (GO): cytoplasm; nucleus
Molecular function (GO): protein tag activity; ubiquitin protein ligase binding
Source: RefSeq, a predicted model, not a curated record
UGACGACAAGGCGGGGAGGGGGGGGCGGGGCAGGCAGUUCGCUUCCGAGGUCAGAGGUGAGGCGGAGCCGGCGCGGCCACGAUGCUGAUCAAAGUGAAGACGCUGACCGGGAAGGAGAUCGAGAUCGACAUCGAGCCCACGGACAAGGUGGAGCGCAUCAAGGAGCGGGUGGAGGAGAAGGAGGGCAUCCCCCCCCAGCAGCAGCGCCUCAUCUACAGCGGCAAGCAGAUGAACGACGAGAAGACGGCGGCCGACUACAAGAUCCAGGGCGGCUCCGUCCUCCACCUCGUCCUCGCCCUCCGGGGGGGCGGGGCCUCCCGGUGAGGGGCGGGGCUCGGGGCCGGCCCCGCCCCCUUUGCCCGCCCCGCCCCCAACGGAGUCCGCCAUGUCGUGUCCCCCCCCCCCCAGCACGUUAAUAAAGCUCCUCGGUGACCGCUCUUGAA